AUGAUUCCUAAUAAUCAAAUAUAUGGAAUUAUGCUCGAAAACAUUGCUGAGAAAGUUAGCUGUUACUCUUUUAUAGCAGAUGAGAAUUUUAAUAUAAAAAUUAUUGAUGCCCAUAUAAAGGAAUCUCGCGAAUGCUUUUUUAAUACCUAUCUUUUAUGACGAUGCAAUUUUUCUUUUUGGAUAUGACUUUAUUGAAGGAAAAAAAAUUGCUAA
Blepharisma stoltei is the source of this 213-nucleotide messenger RNA. The record is from the annotation of a GenBank genome assembly. Lineage: Eukaryota; Ciliophora; Heterotrichea; Heterotrichida; Blepharismidae.